AUGGACUUCAACCUCCGCCUGACCAGGGUCGCGUGCGCGGCGGAGGAGCUGAAGAGCUCGCGGGCGCAGGACCUGGGAGUGGGUCAGGCCGCGUUGGCCUUGUCUGCGAAUCAAGCGCAGAAGCCGUUCAGCACCAGCAGUCUUCCGGUGCUGAGACCAAGGCCCAGGGAGUCUGCAACACAAGCGUACUUACAUUUUGGUGCCCGCUCCCUUACCCCUCAUUUCCUCCCUCCUUUUUCUCCUGCGGGGAGCCUCCCAGGCAUCAGCGGAGAGAGGGAGAGAGAGCCCCUAACCCUUUGA
Prorocentrum cordatum is the source of this 300-nucleotide messenger RNA. The record is from the annotation of a GenBank genome assembly. Lineage: Eukaryota; Dinophyceae; Prorocentrales; Prorocentraceae.